ACUAGGUAACCUAGCCUGUUCAGACCUGUUGGGUGCCGCUGCCUUAUGAGCUACCAACCCACCUGCUUAUCGAUACGGAGCUUUUCGAGUGUAUCUGCCUGCUUCAACUUCCAAGGUCAUGACCGCAACUCACGCAAACAGCUAGCCAUCUUUUGUCAACGUGCUAAUCGGUCGUGCACAAGGUCAUUCACCAGCACUUGAAGCCUUGCAUGAAAUAAUUUGCCCAUCAUGAUGCACCCGGCGCGCCAGGCCUAUGUGGAGGAGGCUGAAGAGGACCAUGGCAUGAGCCUCGAUGAAAUCCCUACCGACUACGACUAUGAUAUGCCCGCGAUGUCGGCGGGCAUCGCGCCCGAAAAGGCGUCGGCGCUCCUUUCGCAGUUCGAGCGCAAGAGGAUGGCAGCCAAUAUUGCCGUCCCUACUGACGACGGGCGGGUGCGCGCAAGACUCCGAGAGCUCGGGGAGCCUAUUACACUUUUCGGCGAAGGGCUUGCAGAUCGCCGCGAUCGGCUAAGGGGACUUUUGCUAAACCUGCAAACGGAGCAAGGAACCACGGAGGCUGCUGACGUUGCGAUGGAAGACGCGCCGGCUGACGAGGAGGCAGACCAAGAGGAAGAGUUCUACACCAACGGCAGUCCGGAGCUUCUCCGGGCCCGACAAGAGAUUGCAAGAUAUUCGCUGCCGAGAGCAAAGCGAAGGUUAGCUUUUGAGAAGCAAGAGUCUUCUAUACCGUUACGCACUCAUGUUAAGUUCCGCAAACAAGUCAAGGAACAACUACAGGGCUUUGAGCUUCAGGGCAGUCAGACAGCUGGAGACCGACAUGUUAGUAUGACGAGGAUAUCGCCGAAUGGGGAGAUGGUCGCCGCAGGAAACUGGGGGGGUUCGAUCAAGCUUAUCGAGAUUCCUUCAUUGAAGGAGAAGAUGACAUUACGCGGCCAUAUUAACCGAAUAGGUGGCAUAUCAUGGUUCCCUGGGGCAACCCUACCUGAGUGUAAUGUGUCCCCAGACACUGUCAACCUAGCUUCCGGGGCUGCGGACGGCCAGGUUAACCUGUGGUCUUUAUCACAAGAUACCCCACUGUCGACCUUGGAGGGUCAUGGUCAACGCGUGGUCAGAGUUGAAUUCCACCCGUCUGGACGAUAUCUUGCUACGGCCUCCGACGACACUACUUGGAGAUUAUGGGAUGUUGAGAAGAGCUCGGAACUACUUCUCCAAGAAGGACACUCGCGAGGCGUUUUCGCAAUUAGCUAUAAUACUGAUGGGUCACUACUCGCCAGUGGAGGCAUGGACAGUAUUGGUAGGAUAUGGGAUCUAAGGUCCGGAAGAACAGUGAUGAUUCUCGAUGGACAUUUGGACGGCCACAUUAAGCCGAUCCAUGGUAUCGACUGGGGUUCUGAUGGCCAUCGAGUAUUAACAGGGUCGGCAGACGGCUGGAUCAAGUGCUGGGACGUCAGAAAAGUGCAAAGGACAGGCGGUAUUGGCGCACACAGUAGUGCGGUGUCCGAUCUAAGGUGGUUCAAGGGGUUAGAUGAUCCUUUAUUAGGAACACCUCCUAGCACUGACGAAAAAGGGAAUCAACUACCCAAGAAAUCUGGCACCUUUUUUGUUUCGAGCGGCUUCGAUCGCAAAGUCAACAUCUUCUCUGCAGAUGACUGGUCAUUGGUACAAACUUUGGAGGGUCAUACUGGACCGGUCGCCUCUGUGGAUGUUAGCAGAGACGGGAAAUGGAUCGUUAGUGGUGGACACGACAAGAGAGUAAACCUAUGGGGACGGAACGACGGCGAAGGUGUUUGAUGACUACUGAGACUAUAGAUGGAGAUCAUUUUGUUGAAUAAAUCUGAUACCCCUUGAAUAGAAACAUCGAUUGAUGCUUAGAGAAUCUACUACGAAACAUCUAUCGGGUAAUAGAUAAUGAGUG
Molecule: messenger RNA, 1915 nt
Organism: Xylaria bambusicola
Lineage: Eukaryota; Fungi; Ascomycota; Sordariomycetes; Xylariales; Xylariaceae
Product: WD40-repeat-containing domain protein
Exons: 2
Coding region: 229-1791 (520 amino acids)
Biological process (GO): mRNA splicing, via spliceosome
Cellular component (GO): U4/U6 x U5 tri-snRNP complex
Molecular function (GO): protein binding; U6 snRNA binding; U4 snRNA binding
Source: RefSeq, a predicted model, not a curated record